Messenger RNA from Tripterygium wilfordii, 692 nucleotides. RefSeq lists its product as uncharacterized. Gene Ontology annotation, biological process: photosynthesis. NCBI's taxonomy places the organism in Eukaryota, Viridiplantae, Streptophyta, Magnoliopsida, Celastrales, Celastraceae. The record is from RefSeq and is a predicted model, not a curated record. The transcript has a single exon. The coding region runs from base 119 to 490 and encodes 123 amino acids. Gene Ontology annotation, cellular component: membrane; photosystem II.
UCCACCUCUCAUUAAACCGUUGUGCCUCUCAAAAACAACCCCCUACCACACCAUCUUCUCAAUUUAACUGCGAAAUUCACAGACAGAGAGAGGACUGUUGAUUGUUAGAGACAGAACAAUGGGUUCAACUUCAGCAGUUUCAAUGGCCAUGCCACUAACUCAGGCAAGUCAAAAGAGGGUGGUGCCAAGCUCUGAUGCCUUGUUCAAGCCACUGCCAUUGAGGCCUUCAAGAGUCAUGGCAGGAGCAUCAAAAUCCAGUGGAAGAAUUCAAGUCAAGGCUUCCUUGAAGGAGAAAGCUGUUACUGGACUCACCGCAGCUGCUUUGACUGCUUCCAUGAUUAUACCUGAUGUGGCACAAGCUGCUGAUUCUGGGGUUUCUCCAUCUCUCAAGAACUUCUUACUCAGCAUUGUAGCUGGUGGUGUGGUGCUUGUCGCCAUUGUUGGUGCUGUGGUUGGUGUGGCAAACUUUGACCCUGUCAAGCGAAGCUGAGAGUACAAGUCUUUUCCACUUCUGCUAUGUAUCUCUUUUAUGUUUCAGUGAUUGUCUUUGUAUUGUGUUUCUCUGCAUAUUCCCUUGUAAUUCGACCUGUGAACUUUGAAAUCUCUAUUUUCAAUUGGGCACAUAAAGAUGUACACAGCACCACUUUUUCCAGUAACAAGAAAUUAUCUAUAGGGAAUUCUAUUCCAGAUCA